Macrobrachium nipponense is the source of this 5441-nucleotide messenger RNA. RefSeq names its product multidrug resistance-associated protein 1-like. The record is from RefSeq and is a predicted model, not a curated record. NCBI's taxonomy places the organism in Eukaryota, Metazoa, Arthropoda, Malacostraca, Decapoda, Palaemonidae. Gene Ontology annotation, biological process: transmembrane transport. The transcript is spliced from 33 exons. Gene Ontology annotation, cellular component: membrane. Gene Ontology annotation, molecular function: ATP binding; ABC-type transporter activity; ATP hydrolysis activity.
CCGUUGGUUAAUCGACGUCUCGUCACCUCCUCCUCCUCCUCCUCCUACAACAGCCGCGUAAACCUGUAUAAAGGAGGAGGAGCCCCUUUGCCUGGCCUCUGCCAUCAUAGGAAAACGAUUAUGUGUUUUCCGACCGAGCAGGCAGCAGUAAGUGAGUGAGGCGAAGAAGACGGCUUUAAACAAACGCAGUCGAUAUCUGCUGGAGUUAAGCGAGGCAAGUUUCCUCCUCCUCCUCCGCUUCUCGUUCAGUCGUUUCGGGUGCUUAACGAAGAACGGCUGUCCCCAUCUCUACUCUGUUACUAGUGUGACUGGACACAGUGAUCAGUUAGCGUUACAUAUCCCUACAAUUGAUUAUAUAAACAGCUCGCGUUGUGUCCAACGAGUGCAGCGUCCAAGGAAGAAAGGGUUUUCGUGUGUUGUUACAUAAGGAAUGAACGAAAUACCGUGAAGAUUUGUCAGCGGCGUUGCAAAGCUUCUGGUGUCAACAAGGAUGGCAAUUGGAUCUUCGGAGAAAAUGAAAUAUUCUCUUUCAAAAAACUGGAGUUUUUCUCGUUGAAAAGGAAUGCAUAUCAGCCUAUUGUCCAGUAAUCCACGAAUAUUGAUUCUGCAAGGGACAAGAGCACUUUUAAUUCUACCUCCAAAAUGAACACCUCAGACGAAGUUUUAGAUUCCGUAGAAACCGCUACAACAGAUUUGACGCCGAGCGAAGAGGCGGAAGAAACUCCGGAUCACAUUUCGAAGUUGUGUGGUUCUCCGUUCUGGAAUGCUUCUUUGUCGUGGGACGGGGACCUGCCUGACAUGGGCAUCUGUAUGGAGAGGACAGUCCUGAUUUGGGGGCCCUGCAUAUUACUUUGGGCACUGGCGCCCUUGCAAGUUUAUCUCCUGAGACGCAGGGGUCUGCGUUACAUGCCCUGGACCUAUUUGAGAAUAACGAAAGUUGUAAUUUCCGUCCUGUUGAUCGUAAUAGCGGGAGCAGAGCUGAUAUGGGCUAUAGUGUUAUCAGCUCAAGGAUUCCCUCUUCCUUCCAAUGAAUAUUUAGCCCCCGUUAUUCUUAUGUCUUCUUAUGCAUUACAGCUAGGCCUAGUACUUUUGGGACGGCAUCAUGGUGAAAAGAGCAGCGGUAUCAUAUACUGCUUUUGGGCAGCGCUGGUUUUGUGCAGUGUGCCACAGUUCAUUACAACUGUCAUAUACACAGUUCACAGAAAUGACCAGCUACAUGUUCUUCUGGUGGUGACCUUCCUGUUACAAUACAUUGGUGCUAUUGCCCUGUUUAUUGUUAACUGUUUUGCAGACAAUCCACCUGAGACCAAGUGGUUCAAUAAAUCUAAGAGUUCCUUUCCUGAGUAUGAUGCAUCUUUUAUAAGCAGAAUGACCUUCCACUGGGCAAAUGGAAUGGUCUGGCGAGGUUACAAGACCAAUUUAAAAACAGAUGAUCUCUGGGAGCUUCCAAGUCGCAUUUGCACCACAAAUCUAGACAGAGAGUGGGAUAUCGCAUGGCAAAGUGAGCUCUCUGCCAUUACGCAGAAAAAAAUACCUGGAGAUGAUGUAUCUGCUCUACCUAAAGUAUCUGUGUUACACGUUUUGUUAAGGCUGUUCUUUUUACCAUUCUUUAUGGCAACACUCUUAUACGUAGCAUCAGAGUUAAUGGUUUUUGCUACUCCUCGACUUCUAAGUGCCCUGAUAAGUUUUACUAUAGAUGGCAGUGAACCAACUUGGCAUGGAUACUUCUAUGCUCUGCUCCUCAUGCUAAUCACACUUUUGACUACGUUUGUCAAAAACAUUUUUUAUUACAUUGAUCAAACCUUGGCGAUACAGUUGAGGUCUACCAUCAUGUCAGCUGUAUACCGCAAAGCCUUGCUGUUGUCCAAUAGUUCUCGCAGAGAAUCUACAGUGGGAGAAAUUGUAAAUCUUAUGUCAAUCGAUUCCCAGCGCUUAAGUGAUACGCUGUUGUACAUAAACCUAGCCUGGGGUGCACCGAUUGUGAUAAGCGUAGCCCUAUAUGAGCUCUGGCAGCUACUGGGUCCAUCUGUGCUGUCAGGGCUUGCUGUACUUAUUCUUUUGAUCCCCAUAAACAGUGUAGUAGCCAACAAAAUAAAAAAUCUUCAGACAUCACAAAUGAAAUUUAAGGAUAAGAGAAUAAAGUUACUUAAUGAAAUCAUAAAUGGUAUUAAGGUACUUAAAUUAUAUGCUUGGGAGGGAUCAUUUGCCAAACAAGUGGAAGUGAUUAGAAAAGAUGAAAUAAGCGUUCUCAGGAAGUCUGCAUAUUUUCAAGCUUUUGCAAGUUUUGUGUGGUUAGCAACUCCAUAUUUGGUAGCCCUGGGAUCUUUUGCUACAUUUGUAAUGGUGUCCGAGGAAAAUGUAUUAGAUGCCAAGACAGCAUUUGUAGCCAUUUCGCUCUUCAACAUAAUGAGGAUGCCCAUCACACAGUUGCCUGCUUCAAUUGCUCAGGCAAUCCAGGCUAAUGUAGCGCUGAAGAGAUUGGGUAAAUAUUUUGGGUCUUCAAAUAUUGAUUUAAGUGCUGUCUGUCAAGACGACAGAUGAAAAGAAGAUUCAGCAGUUGCUGUCCAUGGUGGACAGUUCAGUUGGGGUGCAAUUAAUAAUGAAGAACCUUGGACUCUGAAAAAUAUAGACAUGACAGUGUCAUAUAAGAGCUUGGUUGCUGUGGUUGGUUCUGUUGGGUCUGGUAAAAGCUCUCUCUUUUCAGCCAUGUUAGGAGAAAUGCAAAAGGAAGCUGGAAGAGUAAUCAUAAACGGGAGAGUAGCAUAUGUUUCACAACAGGCCUGGCUCCAGAAUGCCACUUUAAAAGAUAACAUAAUCUGGGGUGAACCACUUGAUGAGGAAAAAUAUCGCAAAGUGAUCGAAGCUUGUGCCCUCAUGCCAGAUCUGGAAAUGUUACCUGGAGGAGAUUUGACAGAAAUUGGAGAAAAGGGAAUAAACCUCAGUGGAGGUCAGAAGCAAAGAAUCUCACUUGCGCGUGCAGCAUACAGCAAUGCAGAAAUAAUUCUCUUGGAUGAUCCUCUGAGUGCAGUGGAUGCCCAUGUUGGACGACACAUUUUUCAGAAUCUCAUAGGACCCAAGGGCUUAAUGACAGGAAAAACAAGGAUUCUUGUGACACAUGCAAUAUGGGUGUUGCCACAAAUGGAUGAAAUUUUUGUAGUGAGAGAUGGCUCUGUGGUUGAGAAGGGAACCUACAACCAACUUCUUUCUCAGGGAGGAAACUUUGCACAGUUUCUCUUGCAGCACAUUAACACAAAAGAUAGCAUAGAUGAAGAAGAUAAUGAGUUAGAUGAACUUUGUGACCAACUUGAGGGAACACCCAGUGGACAAGCAUUACUGAGACAGCUGUCAAGACAUAGCAAAGCAGAAGAUGGAAGAGUGGGUUCUAUCAAAAGACGAAGACGAAACAGCAGCACAGGGAGCAGUAGGCAUCACAGUGAGAGUGAAAAUGAAUUAACAGGGUCAAGCAAAAACUUACUUAAAGGCUCUUUACCAGCUGAUGGAAUUAGAUCUAAUGAUGUAAAGAAGAAUGGCCAAAUUUUGAUUCAUGAUGAAAAAGUUGAAAUUGGAAAGGUCAAAUGGAAAGUAUACCAGUUUUAUGCUCAGUCUAUAGGCCUGUUAGCGGCAUCGUUACCAGCUAUCUUCUAUAUUAUUGCUCAGGUGUGCCAGGCUGGGAGUAAUGUUUGGUUGGCACAGUAUUCAAGUGCGUCAACAGCUGUUGGGAAUGAAACCAUUGCGGACUUUGACAGAACUGGAUUUCUGCUUGGAUAUGGAGGCUUUGGGAUAGGCCAGUCAUUGUUCUUUUACCUUGGGUCACUUGUCACUUGGACAGGAACUAUGAUGGCAGGGAAGAAUAUUCACAAACGUCUUUUGGAAAAUGUCUUGUGCCUUCCUAUGAAAUUCUUUGACACCAACCCCAGUGGCCGUGUAAUGAACAGAAUGAGUAAGGAAAUGGAUGUUUUAGACAGUGUUCUUCCAAUGCUGAUAGGAGCAACAUUGACAUGUUUUGCACAGGUUUUGACGACUCUGAUUGUGAUUUAUUGCUCCACCACCCCAAUAGUGCUGGUUGUCAUUCUUCCAGUGACUGUGGCAUAUUAUUAUAUCCAAAAAAUUUACAUAUCCACAGCAAGACAAAUCAAGAGGUUAGAAUCACUCGCUAAAUCUCCAAUCUUCUCCUAUUUCAGUGAAAGUUUACAAGGAGUCUCGCUUAUUCGAGCUUUCAAGAAGCAAGACAACUUUGUUGAAGAGUGCCAAAGAAAAGUAGAUUAUGCUGCCAAGGCAUUUGUGACAAAUCUUGCAACUAACAGGUACAUAAUUAUGAGACUGGAGUGUUUAGGAAAUUUGAUUACCUUUGCGGCAGCUAUUUUUGCUGUGGCAGGGAGGGACGCUAUGCACCCUGGUGUAGUUGGGCUGUCAAUAACUUAUGCACUUAAUGUAACUGUUAUACUGAACUGGCUUGUAAGAAUGACUGCUGAAGUUGAAGCAAACAUUGUGUCAGUUGAAAGAAUUCGAGAAUACAUAGAAGAAGAACAAGAGGCACCAUGGAAACUAGCAGGGCAAGAACCAGCCAAAUCAUGGCCUGACCAAGGUUGCAUUACGUUUUCCAAAUAUGAAGCAAGAUAUCGCCCUGGUCUUGAACUGGUUAUAAAAGGCAUCAGUUGUAAAAUCAACUCUGGAGAGAAAGUUGGGAUUGUUGGAAGAACUGGAGCUGGAAAGUCGUCCCUGACGCUUUGCUUGUUCCGAAUUAUUGAAGCAGCUGGAGGGUCUAUAGACAUUGACGGUACAGACAUUUCAAAAAUUGGACUGCAUGAUCUCAGAGGACGUCUAAGCAUCAUACCACAGGAUCCAGUCCUUUUCAGCGGAUCAUUAAGAAUAAACCUGGAUCCCUUCAAUGCUCAUUCUGAUGCAGAAGUAUGGCAGGCACUAGAAAAUGCACAUCUAAAGGAUUACGUCAAAUCACAAACAAAUACUCUCCAGACUGCUAUUGAUGAAGGAGGAGCCAAUCUUAGUGUGGGUCAAAGACAACUUGUAUGUCUAGCCAGGGCUUUAUUAAGAAAGUCUAGAAUCCUUGUCCUUGAUGAAGCAACAGCUGCAGUAGAUUUGGACACUGAUGAUCUUAUUCAGGCAACUAUAAGAAAAGAAUUUGCCGACUGUACCAUCCUCACUAUUGCUCACCGUUUAAACAAUAUCAUGGAAAGUGACAGGCUGAUGGUGAUGGACAAGGGAAAAAUAGCUGAAUUUGCGAGUCCAUCUGAACUUCUAUCAAAUAAAAAUUCUAUUUUUUAUGCAAUGGCAAAAGAUGCAGGUCUGGUGUAAUUUUUCAUGCAAGCUUUUGAGCACCAGCAACAAGAGUACAAGAUAUUUUGUUUUAUACCUAAUGGACAAUCUGCAAAAACCUUUUCUUUACUCUUUUUGAUACGUAUAUGAAUAAAUUAAAGAGAGAA